AUGUCGCCCGUGGACGCGAUCGCGCGUAUCUCGAAGCUGUUGGUGCUCUCAUACGUUGUCGACUGGGUGUUCAUUGUAGGCCUCGCAUUGAUCGGCUAUGGCUUCUACAAGGUCGAACCCAACCACCACCCGUUUUCCCUCGCCGACCCGAGCAUCUCCUUCCCUUAUACUGAGAACGAGACCGUGACGACCGAAACCCUGGUCUUGGUCGGACUGUUUGCUCCGGCUGUUAUCGUCCUUCUCGGUGCGUUCGCGCUCGUUCCUGGGACCGCCACGGCCGAUGGUGCGAAAGCCUUGAAGACGCAAAUGAUCCGUCGCAAAAUAUGGGAGUGGAAUGCAGGCUGGCUGGGCCUGGCUCUGGCGCUGGCAGCUGCUUGGACGUCCACUCAGGGAUUGAAGGACCUUACUGGAAAGCCCCGUCCUGAUCUUCUGGCGCGUUGCAACCCGGAUGUGAGCAACAUCGCUGCUCAUGUGGUCGGUGGACUCGGUGAUCGUCUGCAGGGCGCCGCAGUUCUUGUCGACUGGACGAUCUGCCAAGAUCAGUCUGAUCUGGUGCGCGUGGAUGGGUUCUCGAGUUUCCCCAGCGGCCACUCUUCCUUCUCUUUCGCCGGCUUGGGAUACCUGACACUCUGGCUGGCCUCGAAGUUUUCCAUCGCUUUCCCUUAUCUGCCGCAAUACCCAGUCGAGGGUCAAGACUUUAGCGAUGACCGGUCUUCGGUCCGUACGCGCGGCGCGGCGCCUCCGAUUCUCAUGAUGAUCCUCGCAUUUGUGCCCACGGCCACGGCAUGCUUUAUUGCCGCUUCUCGCUGGAUGAACUACAGACACCACGGAUUCGAUAUCCUCUUCGGUUCUGCUGUUGGUAUCUUCUUUGCCUACAUUGGCUUCCGCAUGUACCACCUUCCGAUGCAGCGCGGCGCAGGCUGGGCUUGGGGACCUCGCGGCCCGCGAAGGGCCUUCAUUCGUGGUGUUGGAUUCCCUAGUUCUCUCGGUGUGGAUAGCUGGACGUAUACGCGGAAAAUUGACAAGGUCCGCAACGACUUCCACGCCGAAACAGAUGUUGAAAAUGUUCCAAUGCGGGACCAAACCGGAGCAACACCCUACUGA
Messenger RNA from Penicillium cinerascens, 1104 nucleotides. Its product is annotated as phosphatase PAP2 family protein. Gene Ontology annotation, molecular function: phosphatidate phosphatase activity. Gene Ontology annotation, biological process: phospholipid metabolic process. NCBI's taxonomy places the organism in Eukaryota, Fungi, Ascomycota, Eurotiomycetes, Eurotiales, Aspergillaceae. The transcript has 3 exons. The record is from RefSeq and is a predicted model, not a curated record. The coding region runs from base 1 to 1104 and encodes 367 amino acids.